AUGACUGAUGAUGUUGCAUUCAAUGGCAUCUUAACAUCUAAUAUUGCAGAAGACAUCGCAGUAUGUAACGAUGAGUUUAUCGAAGAGGAGCUUGAAGUAAAUCCAGCGGUUCAACAUUCUGAGAACUAUCAUAUUGAUUCUGCGAAAACCGAAGAUCAAAUACUGGGACAACAUGAAGAUGAAAGUGAUAUAGGGAAGCCCAGUCCCUCAGAAAGUGGACUGUCGAAACGACAGAUUAGAAAGCAGAAAAAAUUUGAGAGACUAAAACAGCAGCGCAAAGAAAAAAGAGCUGAAGAAAAGUUAAGACAGAAAGAGAAAAAUAGGAAAUUGGCCAUUGAAACCGGUCAAACUCCACGUAUGAAACGAGAGUUUUUAAAAGGGGCUUUGGAAAGAAGCGUUGAUGUUAACAUUGUGUUUGAUUUGAGUUUUGCUGCUUUGAUGUCUGAAAAAGAUGCUCACAAGGUAGCCAAACAAGUUCAUAGGUGCUAUUCGGUCAACAGGGCGAGCGAGAAACCCCUGAAGAUUCAUCUGACGGGUAUCGAUGAAAGUAUGAAAAAAGUGUUUCAGCAUUGCGCUCCUGGAUACGAGUUUUGGCAAAUGUCUUCGCAGACAGAACAGCCGUACGAGGAAUUUUUCAAAAUGCAAAUUGAAAACAAGAAGCUGCAUUACCUAACAGCAGAAUCUGAUAAUUGCAUGGAUGCCAUAGAACAUGGUAGAUAUUACGUCAUCGGAGGUUUGGUCGACCACAACGCUCACAAAGGUCACUGUCAUGAACUGGCCACUGAGAAGUUAGUGCAAACUAUGCGACUCCCUAUUUCGGAACACAUUGACAUGAAAACAAGACACGUGCUGACUAUUAAUCACGUGUUUGAGAUUCUAUUGGCAAAAGAACUGGGAAAAGAGUGGAAGGAAGCUUUGAGGGAAGCUAUUCCUCAGAGAAAAGGAGUCCAAGAAAAAGAUGAAGAGGAAUUGAAAGCGGGCGAUGCUGCUGAAACCUAACAUAUGAAAGAAACCGAAGAAUAAUCAGAUUAAGAGUACUUUCAAAAGCUAAGCUGAUUGAACACUUGCUGAAUAAAAACCCAAAAGUGAAGAUUUUCCAAGAAUCGUUUCACGUCCUUUUGGUUGGAAUAAAUUUUUGUUCGAUUACUUUUUGCUUGUAAAUGACGGCCGGCCUGUCUUGUUUACUGCAUGUUUGCGCCUGAA
Molecule: messenger RNA, 1203 nt
Organism: Symsagittifera roscoffensis
Lineage: Eukaryota; Metazoa; Xenacoelomorpha; Acoela; Convolutidae
Product: tRNA methyltransferase 10 homolog A-like
Exons: 2
Coding region: 1-999 (332 amino acids)
Biological process (GO): tRNA N1-guanine methylation
Cellular component (GO): nucleoplasm; nucleus
Molecular function (GO): tRNA binding
Source: RefSeq, a predicted model, not a curated record